Molecule: messenger RNA, 11785 nt
Organism: Chironomus riparius
Lineage: Eukaryota; Metazoa; Arthropoda; Insecta; Diptera; Chironomidae
Source: the annotation of a GenBank genome assembly
AAAUCAUAAAUUUGUUUAUAAAUGUGUGACUUUUCCAGUGUAUUCCUUAUUUUGAUCCUUUGUUAUAGUUGCUUCUUCAAUCGCCACCUCUUUUGAGAUAACUGGCACUUCUGUAGGUACUUUUUGAUAAACUUGCUUAUUAUUAUUUAUCUUUUUUGCUUUUUUAUUGACCAUUGAGUCCUGAGUUGACACUGUCGUCAAUUGAUCAUCAUCAUCAGGCUCACCUUCCCUCUCCCGUCGCAAAUCUUCAUUUGCUGUGCAUGUUAUGCACAGUGUUAAAGAACCAAAUAUAAAAUACAUGAAAAAUGCAAAUGAAAUAAAAAAAUUGAACAUGAAGAUUUUUAGGCAUCCAUCAAUGAAUGCACUGGUUAGUGCUAAAAAUGCGAAAAUGUUGUAAAUUAUGUAGAAAUGUUUUUUGUCCUAAAAAUAUUAAAGAAUAAUUGUUUAAUGUCCAAAGUACUUGAUAAGUUAAGAUAUAAAGUAUAAAAUCCGAGUGGACAAAGCACUAGUUAAAAUCUUGUCAUUGACUUGCCUAUUCAUGACGAAUAAGGUUCCAUUGACUUGCCUUCGCAAUUAGACUUACGGACAACAAAUGACAUAUUUUACAGGUUCCAUUUAACUCGACAUAUGUAUCGCACAUAUGUCUAGUUAACAGCUAGUUCUGUAUAUCUUAUAAAUUUUGGCAAGUUUAAAGACUGGUAAAUGUUUGUCCAAUAAUGGACUUUAACUAGCUGUGUCCACUCGGGAAACACGUUGACUCCAUCCCGUGACCAGCAACAGUUCAAUCGCAUAAAGCAGCAAUAAACCGCCUAAUGACAUUAAUAAAUAUUCUAUUAUCAACAAACCUUUGUCUUAUCAAUCCUAACAAGCCGAAUGUUCAAUAAUGUUGUGUAAAAAUAGAUUCCAAUAGCAAAAAUUGGAAAAAUUGCAGCAACUAAAAAUGAAAAUCGCUGCACAAUAAAUACAAAUUAUGACAUCCAGUAAACAUGUUGCGCUCCCGAGGAUUGAUAAGAAAAUUCCAACAAAAUUAAGCAUUUUUACAAUGCUUAUGCAGUACUCUUGAUGACUAUUUUCCAUUUUUGAUUGCUAUUCAUGAGAUGUAGGAACUUUGAAGACUAGAGGUGAUUUUUAAGAUUUUCCGCAAGUCUGGAAAAACUCACCGAUUGACAUCAAUCCACACAACAUUUGUUCUAUAAACUAUCAAAAUUCAAUUUUGAAAUCUUUUUAUCCACCCAAAAAGAUUUUCUACUUGUCAACUGCAGACGAACUUUUUUUUCUCUUUCUGAAUUGUGCGUUAAUAUGAUAUUUAAUAAACAAUAUGAGUACCAACACUAGAAUGGAAUUAUUAUCACUGCUUGUAUUACAGAAUGUGGAGAAAAAUAAACAUUAUUUUAAUUGAUUUUACAUGUAUGUGUUCUUUUUUAUAAAAAAAUUGAGAUAAACGUACAUGGUUUUGCUAGAAAAAAAGAGUAGAUAGCAUGAACUCGCGUUGAAACUGGUUAUAUAUGAAGGACGGAUAGCCAAAGUGAUAUAAGUACCUCGGUAGCUGAGUAGCAGGGAUCUCUGAUCGAGUGCUCAGAAAUCACCUCGAUUCCCAUCAAAAGACUUGUUUUACAUUUGUAUACACAUACUACAUUUAUAAUGAGAUCUUACAAUAAUGACAAUUAAUUGAAUAAUUUUUUUAAAAAAAACUUGAAUAUAAAACAUUUUUUAAAUUUAAAAAUCAUUAAAUUUGCUUUUCUCAGAAAAAUGUAAAAGUUAAUAGAUUUUGGUGCUUUACAUUCUCUUUUUGUUUCUUUAUGAAACCGGCAACACAAAAUUUCUACUUACAACAAAAACAAAACCAAGUCGAUGAACUUCAAGUAAAUGAAAAAAAAAUGCAAAAAGUCAGUAAAACAGUUAGAAAAAAAAAAAAUUGGCACAUAUUUCAAAUCUGCCUUAAAGUGUUUGGAAUGUUAGAAAUUAAAAAAUAAAAUAUUUCAGAAUAUGAUCAUCUGUGCAUGAAUUUUAAUCCAGAUUUUGCCUUCUUUUCAAAUUUUGGCAAUCAAAGUUAUGCUUUGGUUCAAAACUAUUAAAUUGCUUGCCAUCAAAAGAAAAACAUACGAACUUGUAAUGCAUUUUAUUGCUCAUUUUAAGAGUCAAUCUUAAUUCCAUAAAUAAAUAUUUGCUCUUUAAAAAUUCUAACGGUUAAUAAUUUACACAUUUCCUGUAAUUUUCUCAUAAAUUUCUUUACUAUUACAACAAAAAUAAGAUGAUUUACGUGUAAUACAGAUGUAAAAGUAAAAGAAAUGUAGAAAAUGUAAUGAAGAUGAUUAGAAGUAUCAUUCAAGUUAAAAGAAAAUAUGCGAAAUUAUUGAAAGACUUUUGGAAUUAUUUUUAAAUAUAUUUUAAAUUUAAGAUUUAAUAUUUAUUUGAAAUUAGUAUAUUAUUUUUUUUUAAUAUUUAAAAAAGCUCCUUUUAAAUUUUUUUACAAUGUUAUCUUGUUAUCAAUUUAAAAUAAAUUUAAUAUUUUAAAAACUUCAAUUUAAUUCAAUCUUUAAAGUAAAAACAAAUUGAUUAUAAUUUUUGAAACAUCACUGAAAUAUUUUACUUUUCUCAAUUUAAAUUCAACCUUGUCGGUAUUUGACCGUAAAUAAAGAUUAAAUAACAUCCCAAAUGUUUUUGUAUUGUCAAUUUAUUUUUUAUGUAAAUCAAUGUUUAUAAAAAAGAAAAGAAAAAAGUGUCUGAGACUGAAAAUCUUGUUCUGUGUAUUAAACACUGUGUAUUAAGCUUUGGCUGUGUUUGAAGACUUUUUCAUUUAUUGUCGACACUAACACGAUCUUGAGGCUGUGUUUCCUAAUUUAAAAUCAAACUAGAUUAAGAAUUGGUUUUUCUUCCAGGAGAAAUUGUUUUUUAAUAUACUUUAAAUUUUAUACCAGGGUAUAUAGCUAAGCUUAAAGAUUUUUGAUGGCUCCUGUGCAUAAAAUGGAUGUAUUACUUCAAUUUAUCACUCAAAAUGCACAUUCCAAGGGUUUUUAAGCAGAGUUUUAUUGUUUUUAAGUUUAAACUUUUAAUGAUAUUCAAUUUAUGUAUAGGAAGCUUAAUUGUAUUAACACAAAUGUUAAGAUUCAUGGAAAUUUCAUUAUAAUCCUUUUGCCAUCAUAAAUCAUAAUUUUCAUGUUAUUAACAACAAGGAAUGAAGUUACGAAAAUUGUAAAAAAAACUUGAACUAUUUUAAAUCCCUUUGGACCCUCAUUUCCCAUUAAUCCUCUUCAUCAAGCAAACAUAGGUUUUGUGAUUUUAGAACUUAAUUUCAAAGACGACAGUUUCCUGAAAAAAAAGCUAUUGACAUACAAACCUAAAUAUUAAGAAGAAGAGAAAUUAUUUUUAAAUUUAGACGCAUCCUCGAAAAAAAACAUCGUCUUUUCCCACCAAAAUAUAAUUUAACAAAAUUACAGUCAAAUAAUAAAAAGAAAAAAGUUUCAACACUUGUACAAUUUUAGACGGAAAAAUUGAAAUAUUUUAGUUCAAAACUGGGAAUAAGGUCGAUGAUUUUUUGAGGGCUUUAAGAAAAUUGAUGAGAGUUUUAAAGUUUUAAAGAAUAUUUUAAAUAAAUUUGUAAAAAAAAUUGAAAUAAGCACUUAAUUAUGAUAUUUUUCAAUCAGAAAAUUUCAAAAGAAUUGAAAAUAAAAAAAAUUUCGACACAAACACAUACAAAAAUUCACAAACACAUUUAAAGACCUUCUCUAAGCCCACACACAAAAGCGUAUAAAAAACAUCAAAAUAUUUGGCUUACAUAUAAAAAUACAUUUUUAAAGAUGGCGCAAUGUCCAUAAGUACAUCAUCCCCAGUGACUCAAGCUCAAAUGGAAAAAUAUUUUUGUAUAGUGCAAUUAGAAAGAAAAAGAUUUUUUCUUGUACGGGCCUCAAAAGAUUGAAAAUUAACAUAAAAUAAUAAAUUGAGCGUCAAAAAAAUAAAUAUAAAGUGAAUAUAUUGCUUUUAGGCAUCACAUAAGUUAAUUGUGCAGUGGAUGAACAUUGAUUUAAGAGGAAAUAAGGACAAAAACAAGAUUAAAUUGCGAAAAACUUGUCAACUACAAUUUUUUCAACAAUCUCAAAAAGAAUUUAAACUUCUAAUUGGAGUGAAGCAUUUGAAUUAAUUGAAGAAAUUUGCAAUUUUGAAGCUAAACUUUGAUAUUGAAAGGAGAUUAUUAAGAGGUUAACGCGACGGCACACAAAUCAAAAACUUCAAUAAUUUGCAUGCAACUGUGGAAAUUGCGUCUAAAAAAAAGAAAAUUUAUCAAAACUCAUAAGAGAAUGGAUAAGCAAGAUAAAAAUCCACAUCAUCAUAAUGCUACAUGUCGAUUUUCAGUGAAAAAUUCUGCAGUUGAGUGAAUGAGAAGAAAAAACUACAAAAAUUAAAUUCCACAGUGAAUCUAAGGCAAGAAAAAGAAGAGAAAAAAAAGUAACAAGAAACGUUUCAUUUUUCCUUAAAAAGAUUUUUUUAAAUAAAAAAAUAAGAAACUAAUUUAAUAAUUCUUGAGAUUAAAAAAAUAACGUUUAAAAAGUUAAAGAAAAUGUUCAAAUCUCAAUUAGAGCCGUCAGCAGAAAACUUUGUCGAAACACAAAUUUUCGUUGAGAAUAUUUUCGACACGGUGAAAAAGGCACGCGAGGCAAAAGCAGCACGUUCACUGGCUGAAUCGAAGCUAGCUCAUUAUGAUUACUCUUUUGACUUUUCACCAUCAAAACGCAAAAAGGUUCGAAAGAAUGCAAAAAACAAAAAUCCUAAAAAUGGCAAAACUAAAACAACGCCAAAAAAGAAGCCACGAAAGCCUCGAACACCGAAAGAUAGUGCUGAGAAAAAGAAGAAACCGCCAACAACACCAAAGACACCAAGAAAAUAUACAAAACGCGCAAAAGUUAAGCCUCCAAAUGAUAUCGACGAUGAGGAAGCAGCAUUUAUUCUCAGUUCAAUCUCACAGCGUUCUUUUGAUUCAUUUUAUAACAGAUUCAAUGGUUCUACUCAAGUAGUAAAUAAAAUUGAAAUUCCACUCGAGACAUCGACAGAUGAUCAAUCAUCUAUGCAGCCACAGCUUUUAAUAACACCCAAAAAAUCUGAACCGAAUCAUCUUACAGCAUAUCACCAUGUGCUUUUAGAUCAUAAUUAUUGGAUUGUUGAACCACCAGCGACAUCACCAGCACCAGUACCAUCAACACCAACAUCGACUGUCGUUGUGAAAGACGAAGCACAGGGAAAAUUAAACAAUGAAUCACUAACAAGUAUGAAUCUCUUACUAACCGUUGCAUCACACGAGUUAUCGUCACAGUGCACACAAAAUAGUACAAAUGGUAUUAAAGUUGAGGUAAACAAUAACAAACUGCCAUUGUUGGACAUAAGUUGUGAUACACCAAAACUCUCAACAAUGUCUGAUGACAAUGCAGUAAAGAAACGAUGGCUAAGACAAGCAACAACAGAGUGUUCAACACCAUCGCCAACAGUUACACCACCGGAAACAUCACCGAAUGAUAUGAAAGCACCGCUUAAGAAACGUCGCGUUGUAAGGGAAGUUGAAGAUAAUAAUGAGAUUAAAAUUGGAGUUUGCAGUGAGACUGAAUCGAGCAAAAUAGAUCAAAAAGCGUGUUUUGAAUCGAAUAAUUUUAAGAAUAAUGUGGAAGUAAAUAAAUUUAAUAAUAAUUUUGUAAAUAAUUCGGCACUUCUCAAAUGUGAGCCGUCAGAAUCUGUAAAUAUAAAUUUAAGGGAAAUUCAUGAGAAGAUUGAGAUGGAGUUUGGGAGUCAGCAGAAAAAUGAACAAAAUGUGGUGGUGGUGAAAAUGGAGCCAAGGAGUGUAAUACAAAGUCCAAUUGGACAUCAAAUACAUGGAACAAAAAAUAAUCUGACAUAUGGAAUACAAAUGAAUAGUCCAGUGGAUGUUAAUGCAAUUUAUGGAAGAAGUCAGCCAGAUAAUUUAAUUAAAGUUGAUCAGCUGAGAAGUAUCAUUGGAAAUGAGGGAAAACUCCCUCACACCCAAAUCUACGAUGAGAAAUUGAUAAAAAUAGAGUCUUAUGAGAGACCGAAUGAUUAUAAAAACAAUAAUGUAAACAUUGUCGAUUUAAAAUUCAACGAUAAAAUCCCCCAAGUUUUUGGAAUUAAAAAUGAGAUUUGUGACAAUAUUCAGAAUGCUGUAAAACUUGACAUCUACGAUCAAAAACAAAUCAAAAUAGAAUCACCAAUUACAGAAAAAAUUAUCACUGUUGAUGGAAAAUUGCAGCAAAUUUUGGAUGGAAAAGUUCAAAAAAUUUACUGCGAUAAUUCUAAGUUUAUUACCGAUCAGCAUCAAAAGGUUCAAAACUUUAGUCAAUUUUAUAAUAAAGUUGAUGAGACAUCAAAUCAAAUGUCAGUAAUACAAAACCUUGAAGAUCUUUCAUACAGAAAUCAAAUGGAAAACAUUCAAAAACAAAAUCACAUAAUUAUCCAUUCAGGAACUUUAAAUGAUAAAAAAAUGCCAGAAAGUUUUAGUGAUCAAAAAGUUUACAGCAUUUAUAGUGAAAAUUGUUUAGAAGGAUUUCCAAAAAUUCAUCAAUUAAGUCCAUCAAAAACUCAAUUAAGUCCAUCAAAGCUCAAUCAACUCAAAGGUCUUUCAAGUCCAACAAAAAUUCAAAUCAGUCCAACAAGAACAUACGAAAUCUAUACAAAAAAUCCCAAUGAAAAUAUUGCCGAAAGUUUGCUUAAAUUGCAGCAAGAAAGUCCAGUAAAAUUAAUUCAAAUGAGUCCAACAAAGGUGAUGCAUAGUCCUAAUCAUCAAAUUGUACAGGCAUUGACUUUUGACAAAUCAAAUGACCACGGAUAUCAGAAGAAAACUGAAGAAAAUUCAGCAAACAAGCUCAACAAGACACAAAAAGUAAUAAAAAUUAAAACUAAAACACCGAAAGUAAAAAAGCCACCAAUGAAGGCGAAGAAAGCUCAGCAAAAGCCAAAAAAAGUAAAGACACCAAAAAGUCCAUCAAAAAUUGGCAAAAAUAAGAAAAUUGACAAAAAUUUGAUCAAAAAUUUCGGAAAUCUCGAGGAUGUGCCAUUAAAAAUUAGACAGAAUUUAGCAUUUGAGGAGAAAGUUAUGAUGAAAAUUAAGGAUAAUGAAGUUAAAACUCAAAGAGUUAGUGAAAGUGAUGCAAUUGAUAGUAAAAUGUCAAAAAUUCAUCCAAUUGUAGGAUUAAUCCCACCUUUUGACAGUAAAUUUCAUCAAAUUGGAGGAAAAAUUAUGCAAAUUGAUGACAAAAUCGGUCAAAAUGAUGCUCACGGAAAUGAAAUUGAGGUCAAUUUUGAUUCUAGCAAAUGUUCUCAUCUAAGUGAUUCAAAAACUAUCCAAAAUCAUGUAGAAUUCUACAAAAAUGAUGUUAAUCAACAACAACUUUAUGUUCCUCAACAAAAUGAUACAAAACUUCUUUCGCAUCUCAAUAAAAAUCACGGAUCUGAUGAAACAUUCAGUAAAUCUGAAAAACCAAACGAUGAAGAUUUGCUUAAAAAUGAAAGUUUAAUCUCAAAAUCUAAAGAAUUUAAUGAAAUGUCAAAACCAGAAAAUUCUUACAAUUCACAGCUUUAUAUCCGAGAUGAUAUAAGUAACUUGCACUUUAACGACAAAUUCACAAAACAUUCAAAACGAACAAUCAGCGAGUCAUCAAGUGGUUCCUCAAAAACUUCAACCUGUUCCUCAAAUCAUUCAAAAUUUAGCAAAAAUGCUGAUGAUUUUCGUAGGAAUUCUACAGAAGUAAUCAAAAAUUCAACAGAACUCUUAAAAUUCCAAUCAAAAAAAGUUUUAAAAAAGCUUAAAUUUAACGAUUCUGAAAAGGAAUGUCUAAAAUCAUCUAAUUUGGAUGGUCAAGAAGUAAAAUUAAGAAGCUUAAUUGAAGAUUCGAAGAAUAUUUUGUCAAAAGAUCAGCAUUUACUGAAUCAAGGAAAAGAUUCCAUAGCAUCUCAAGUAAACAAUCAAAAUUUAACAACACUCUCAAAUUUUCAAGUGAUCAAGGACAAUUAUGCUAAUAAAUCAAAAACAAGAACAAUUAGUGAGUCGUCAAGUGUGUCUUCAAGAACUUUAAGCUGCAAUUCGCCUGAAAAUACACCGAAUUUAUCACUGGCACAUCCAGAAUGUCUUGUCAAUUCAACAUCAGUAAUUUUAACUCCACUAUUGGUUCCAAAAGUUGAAAAAAUUAUAAAUACAUUAGACGAGUCUCAACAAAAAUCAAAACUACAUGAUGUUAAAGAAGAACCGAGAUCUAGUACUUUAGCUUCAAAUUUAUCAAAAACUGCUCAAUUAUCUUCUAUUAAACAAUCAAAGGAUCAUAGCUCAUCAGAUUUAGAGUUAAAUAACAGAAUUUUAUCGUCAAGCUCUCUCAAAUCCUCAACUGAUCGCGUGGAAUCAUUAUCAUCAGAUACUGUGGAUAGUUCUUGUGUUAGCGAAAGCAAAACUUUUAGUAAAUGCGAGAUUAUCACAAAUCACUCAGAACUUAAAACAAAGUUGAACUUUAAAUCAUCGAAAAUAUCAGAUGAGGUUUCAGAAGUAUCAAAAAUAUUCUUGAAGUCAAUAAAAUCUGAAGAGCCUGACACAAAAGAUUCAGAAAUUAAACCUACUGACAUAAAAUCUGUAAAAUCAAUUGAGCAAAUUUCCAGUGGCAAUAAUUCAUCAUCUCUGACUCAAAAGAUUCAAUCCGUUCCACAAAAUAUUGAUAAUGACAUCAUCGAAACCAUUAUUGAGCCACCAAGUAUCUUAAAAUCUUUAUCCGAUGGUAUAGCUCCAAUAAAACCAAACAUUGACUCAUUAAUCCCUUUUAAGUCUUCAAUUGAGACCCUUGAAUUAAUCAUAGACACCAACAAAUCAAAUAUAGAUUCACUAAGUGAUUUGAAGCCUGAAAAAGUUGUUGAGCAGCAAGUUGCUUCAAUUUUAGAGAAAGUCAUUCCAAAGACUUUAAAAACAGAUUUUAAAAAGAAAAUUGAAGUUGAAAUGUCAAAGAAUGAGCUUGAAACAGAACCAAUUGAGUCAGACAAUGAUAUUGAUGACGAAGAUGAUACGCCGUAUCGUGAAUGUGUUGAAGAAUUCCAUAAAGACACAAUAGAGAAGCUCACUGAAGCAAAUAAAAGAUUUUGUAGAGAUAAUUAUGUUCAUAAUCCAUUUAAGCAUUCUGUGAGCUACGAUGAAAGGGAAAGUGUUCGAUAUUCUAAAACGGAUGAUUAUCAUUCAAGGGGAAGUCGCGGUUAUGACUAUGAUGAUCAUCGUAAGCCAUUAAAAAUGAGUGUCAGUUUUGAUUCUCAUCAGCAAUAUUCACAUCAUAACUAUCCAUCACAUUACCAAAGGUCAAUUAGUGAAGUUUGCAAUGAUCCAAGAAAAGAACGAUGGUCUGGAAAUGGAAUUCAUGAAAACAGGAAGUACGGAUCAUUCCAUUAUGAUAAAAUACAUCAUCGUGAGCCAAUAACUACAACAUAUAGUAUGUAUCGAGCACAAAAAGCAUCACAAAUGGAUUGUCGAUGGAACAGUCGACAAAAUUAUGAGUAUCAACCAGAACCACAACAUAAAGUCAAUAGUUAUGUACCCGAAAAACCAGCCAUGGCACCACAACCAAUACCACAACCAAUUACACCGACAGUUAUUAAUAGUUAUAGACCCAUCCAACCCGAGCCAAUUCGAAUCGAGCCACUGAUCCUGGCAAUUAGUCCACAGGCUGAGGCAUUGAAGAAUGCCACCAGUGAUUCAUUUGGAGGAUUUUUAUUGGAAACAAAAUUGAAUGUUACAAGUCCUGUAACUGUUUUGCCUAAAACUAAAACAGCUAGUCAUGAUCCUAGGCUGAAUCCAUCAUUGGUACAAGAUGUAAAGAAGGAAGAAACUGCAACGCCUAAGAAAAAGCUCUCACUCGAUCAAUACAGGAAGAGGAAAUCCUUAACAAAUGUAGCACAAAUAUCACCAACAGAUGAGAUUCUGCCGUCAAUUUCAGUUUCAAUAACAGAAUCGCCAUCACCAACACUAUCGCCUGCUUACGAUCCAACAAUUGCAGCUGCUGCUGCAACAGGUUGAACAUAAGAAAAUUCUAUAAAAAAGCUUUCAGCUUAAAAAUGGUUGUGAAAAAAAAAACUUUGUAAAUUUGAUUGUGGAAAAUUGAAUUUUUUGUUUGUUACGAUCAAGUCAAUCUAAGGAGGCUAUUUAUGGUUAAUUUGUGAGUUGUUAUGGGAAUUUAUGGUUGAUUUUAACCACAAAAAGCGACAUUAAAUUGACUCGACUAUGGAAAAGAUAUGAAAAAAAUAUACAGGAAAAUAUUAAAAUGCACAUAGAAAAAAAAUAAAAAAUGAUGAAAAUUAUUUUGAGUUCAUAGAAAAUAUUCAGUAAAUAUGUACAGAAAAAAUGUGGUACGGAGAAAUAAUAACCAAUUGAAGUCUAUCUUCAAAGAGUGAUUGCAGCUUCAACAACUUUAAUUACAAUAGUAACACUAGUGAAAACAUACAAUUCAUAUAAAAAUAAUCUCCCGUGCUUACUCACGGCUUCAAACAACAAAAAACUAUGCAAUUUAAAUGUUUUUUAAGAACAUAAUUAGUUAAUAGCGUUAAAAACAAGCUUUUCAUAUCCUUUUUUUUAUAAACCACAUUAUAAUCGAAAUAUUUAUCAGUAUCGUAUUUUUUUAAAUUGCAGAAUUGAGUUUUAAGUGCUACAAUUAAAACUUUUUAAUUUUAAAACUUCAAAAAAAGGAAAAUUUUAAUAUUUUUACAAGUUAAUAAGCUAAUAAUGACUUCUUUGAAAUUUAACUUUUAUUAUAAUUUUUAAAUUGUAAUUUUCAAGUAUGAUCCUCAAGCCCUAAAAUAAAACAAUUUUAAAAAUGGAAUUUGAAACUAAAUCAAAAUUUAAAUUUAAAACGGACCCAUUGAACUGAAAGCAUUUAAUUAAUUUUUCUUUAUUUGUAUAUUUCUAAGUUAAGAUAUUUUUUUGUAUGUAAAAAAAGAUAAUAAAGUGUUCAAAUAAGAGCUUAAAAUUCUAGAUUUUGAAGAAUCAAAAUUAAAGUGUUUUAUGCAAGAAGUUAAAAGCUCAUGAAUGAAAACUCUUAAUUUAUCUUUAUCCUUAUUUAAUACAUCAUUUGUGAUUUAAAUUUCAAAAACUAUUUAUGAGAAAAUUUGUAUAUAAACUAUUAAUAAAAUUAUUGAAAACAAAAAAUUUUUAAGAAAAAAAUCUUCAUUCUCAUUUCGAGCAGAAGUAGAAUUUAUUUUUUAUUUUUAUUUUUUGAAAAUUAAAUUUUAUUCUGUUCGAACAUUUUUUUGUGCAGUCAAAAUUGUCUGAAUUGGUUAAAAAAAUUUACAUAAUUUUGACUACCUUAAAUAUAAAAAAAAAUCUUCACUUUUAACAAAUAAUAAAGACACCCAAAAAUUUAAAUAAAAUAAAUUUUAACUCUGUGCAGUUAUUUUAUUAAAACUUUUGUUCAAAUUUCUUAAAAGAAAAAAAAUGUAAAAAUUUAUAUUAAAUUAUUAUAAAAAAUGAAUCAUAAUUAAAAAUUAAGUGAUAAAAUCUCUUUUAAAUAGCAAAUUAAAUUAAAUAAUUAAAGUAAAUUAAUGAAAUUUCUUCAAUACGUUUUGUAAGGAAGCUAAUUGAGUGACAUAAAACAUUAGAGUUUAAAAAGUUGAAUCUGAAUAUUAAAAUUGAUCUCAGAUCAACAACUCUUUAGUAAAUUUAUUGCUCAGUAAAAAAAAUAUUUCAGGGUGCUCAAAAAUAGCACCUUGAUCUGAAAAAAACUGUUUAUCUCUUGCUUAACAAUUUAAAAAUAAUAAAAAACGAAGAAAAUGG